Nerophis lumbriciformis (worm pipefish) is the source of this 3953-nucleotide messenger RNA. RefSeq names its product FMR1 autosomal homolog 2 (gene fxr2). The record is from RefSeq and is a predicted model, not a curated record. Lineage: Eukaryota; Metazoa; Chordata; Actinopteri; Syngnathiformes; Syngnathidae. Gene Ontology annotation, cellular component: nucleus; neuron projection; cytoplasmic stress granule. Gene Ontology annotation, biological process: mRNA transport; animal organ development; positive regulation of long-term neuronal synaptic plasticity. Gene Ontology annotation, molecular function: translation regulator activity; mRNA 3'-UTR binding.
CAUUCAGCCCCUCACUGAUUCACUCUAUCGGCGUGUGUUGGAGAGGCUCGCUAGCUUCAUUGAGUACUCGCCGGGCAGUGCACCUUUUUUUUUUGGAGGGGUCCGCCCGUGAAAAUUGCACAGCAGGUUCAAAGGGACCGGUGAAAUUUUCCCCUCUGCGGUUGUUCAACGCAGCGACUGCGCCACACUUGAGGCACACGGCUAUCAGUGGCUAGUAGCAGACUAGCAUCCUUCCAACUGACUGGAUCAAGGUGUUGAUAGCAGCUAGCCUCGGUGCUAAUCAGCCUUCAGCCCAGAACCCGCUUGUUUGUACCGCCAGUGACCACGGUGCUCCUAGGGAGAGACGGUGUGCUUCCGUCGGGUUCACUUGACACCAUCACACCCAUCACCUCUUUCCCCUUCUCCCUCUCCCUCCCACCCGAAACACUGGACAUCCACAAGCGGCCGGAGAGCGGCGACGGGCCGGUGAAGCUGGGGGUGGUCUCGUUGCCCGACGCUCUCGGAGUCGUCCCGGCUCCAGCCGACAAGCACAGCCCCGGGGAGCUGCCAUCAAGUAUGGACGGGCUGGCCGUGGAAGUUCGUGGCUCGAACGGGGCCUUCUAUAAGGGUUAUAUCAAGGAUGUCCAUGAUGACUCGCUCAGCAUAGUGUUUGAAAACAACUGGCAGCCAGAGCGACAGUUACCCUUCAGCGACGUGCGGUUGCCACCUCCGACCGACUACCAAAAGGAAAUUGGCGAAGGAGAGGAGGUGGAGGUUUACUCCAGGGCCAAUGAACAGGAGCCGUGUGGCUGGUGGCUCGCCCGGGUCCGAAUGAUGAAGGGAGAGUUCUACGUGAUCGAAUAUGCGGCGUGUGACGCCACUUACAACGAGAUUGUCACAGCAGAGCGCAUCAGGCCUCUCAACCCCAACAGCCCCUCUUCGCAAAAAUCCUUUCACAAAGUCAUCAUCGCUGUCCCGGAGGACCUACGGGAGAUCUGUGCAGGUGACAACAUUCACAAAGACUUCAGGAAAGCUAUUGGCGCCAACUGCAUCUUCUACAGUGCCCAAUCACAUGAACUCAUUGUGCUGUCUACAAACGAAACAACAACAAAGCGUGCUACCCUUCUCAGCGACAUGCACUUCCGCAGUAUCCGUACCAAGCUAAUGUUAAUGUCCCGAAACGAGGAAGCCACCAAACAUUUGGAGACAAGCAAGCAGUUGGCCUCUGCCUACCAGGAGGAGGUUCGGGUACGAGAGGACCUGAUGGGGCUUGCCAUCGGCUCCCAUGGCGCCAACAUCCAACAGGCCCGAAAGGUGCCUGGUGUCACCGCUAUCGAGCUGGAAGAAGAGAGUUGUACUUUCAGGAUCUAUGGAGAGAGCCCAGAGGCAGUGAGGCAAGCUCGAGAGUUUCUUGAGUUCAAAGAAGACUACUUUCAAGUACCUAGGAACCUCGUAGGCAAAGUCAUCGGUAAGAGUGGCAAAGUCAUACAGGAGAUUGUGGACAAGUCGGGUGUGGUCCGCGUCAGGAUCGAGGGAGACAACGACAAAAAGCUUCCUCGGGAGGAGGUAGGCAGGCAGGGGGCAGGCAGAGACGACACUGCCAGCAGCAAAGAGGGCAUGGUUCCCUUUGUGUUUGUUGGAACUAAGGAAAACAUCAGCAACGCGCAGGCACUGCUGGAGUACCACGUGUCCUAUCUACAGGAGGUGGAGCAGCUGCGACUUGAGCGUCUCCAGAUUGACGAGCAGCUCCGCCAGAUCGGGGUGGGCUAUCGUGCAACUCAGAGUAGAACCGGGGGUGGCGGCGGUGGCGGUGGCGGUGGCGGUGGUGGUGGCGGCGGUGAUCAACGAGAGAAAGGCUACUUGACUGACGAGAGCGGCAACUCGCUCCACACCUCCCGCACAUACGGGGGUCGUGGCAGAGGACGCAGAGCUUCCAACAGCCAGUACCCUGGAUAUGGGACAAACUCUGAGCUUUCCAAUGCCUCUGAGUCAGAGGACUUCAGUGAGCGAGAUCAACGACCCCGUGGCAUUGGUGCAGAGGAAAGAAGCUCCCGGCGCGGUGGCAGGGGGAGAGGCUCCAACCCUGGACGAGGACGAGGCGGGCCAGGGUCUAAGCCUUCCAAUUCUAUCAGCUCCGUGCUGAGGGACCCAGACAGUAACCCUUACUCUCUGCUGGAGGGUGAGGGAGAGCAGGCAGACACAGACAUCAGCGAAGGCAUGGGAGAAGACCGCCGAAGGCGCUCCCGCCGCCGCCGCAACGACCAGGAACCCAGUGUGAUGGAUGCCGCAGCAGAGUCCGAUGGCCAGGCCGGGCCCAGCGAGAACGGCCUGGAUGACGAAGGCCGACCUCAGCGACGCAACCGAAGCCGCCGUCGCCGUAACCGUGGCAGUCGCCCCGAGGGAGGCUCCACUAGCCGUGACAGACAGCCAGCUGAUAGUGUGACCGUUGCGGACUAUAUAUCUCGUCCCGAGUCCCAGAGCAGACAGAACCUUCCCCAAAAGGAGAACCAUACUGGCGCUGAGCCCAAGGAGAAUGGGACUAGCAGCAAAAAGGAUGAGCGAACGCCCUCCAAGCGUUCCCCCAGCAACGGCACAACGCCGGCCAGCGAGACGCUGACGUUGGUCAACGGCGUCUCGUAAUGAGACGGCCUCACCCCUCGCGAAACUCAUGUCUCAAGCAAGAAGACUCCAUGGCAAACUGUCCCUGCUUGCAUUAACUUAAACCUUAAACAGAUGAGUGAGAAGUACCUGACAAAAUACCUGAAUCCAUACUAUGAAAGUGAAAAAACCCGACAAACGCAUCUACUUAAAAAUACACGGUGUAUGCUAUCCUAUCUAUCAGUACUUAGUGCUUAUUUAAAAAAACAAACUAGCUUGCCAAAAAGAGCUGGUGGAUAUGACUUGAUUUUUAAGGAAAAUACUGAGACACAACAAACAGGACUAGACAUUUUGAGGGGCUUUUGUUAUUUUCCUUGUGAGCGUGUUUGUAUGUAUGUAUGUAUGUAUGUAUGUAUGUGUGUGCGUGCGUGUGUGUGUGUAUAUGUUUCGUUCAUUGUUUAUCACUGGCGUGGACUCUGCAGUCGCUAUCUCUCCACUGAAACAAUGUCUCUAAAUGGCGUUAAAAGCGCAGGUGAGACAGGAGAGUGGCAUGAGCACAGAUGGUCCAAUGCGACGACGCAGUGUUCACACUCAGAGGCUGGAAUAUUGAUAGACAUUGUGCCUUGAAUUAGAAAAAAAGUUUUUUUUCACGAAGAGAAGUUCUGUGUUUUGUUUCAGUUCUGAGGGGAGAACUGACUGAGGGAGUUGUAAAAGUGCUUGGAGGAGUGGCUUGGAGGGGGGGGAAAUAGACAAGCUGCGUGCCAAACACCAGAAUCAAGUCAGUUUCCUCAUUCCGGAUAGAGUAGAUGAUGUGGCGGCUCAGUGGCAACUUAUUUGACGAUCACAAAACUAAAAACAAAAGCCCUGUCUGAUCUCGACACAGGAAGGAUGGUGUGAAGUAAUGUGUCUCCUCCUUUCACCUGUCUUAGGUCUGUCCAGGAGGGUAAAGGGCAGUGUCCCAAGCAGCUGCCUUUCUUUUUAACACGACAAAUAAAAACAUCAAAGUAGCGCUAGCUUCCAUUCACAAUCUCCAAAAAACCAUGGCAGUGCACCGCUCCGGAUGCUCAUGAGGGUAGAUCACCCCUAAGAGGCGGCGGCGGCGGCAGGCAUGUGCUGCCGGUGGAAGAGGGCCCAGGCGAGGGGCAACAGAACUGUGGGGACAGCUUCAAAUGAAAUGAGAGCCACAUGCAAACAAACACCACCAAGGUGGUGGUUGCCUCGCCUGGCACACAACCGAGCGAGGUGUUGGGCGAGUGAUGUAAGAGUCUUCGGCGACUCUGCUCAUGUUACUGUUGUCUUGGUUAUUGCUCUUUUUUUCUUUUGUUGCUAUUUCCACAUCUUAGAAAAUAUGAAAUAAAAAAUGGAAGUAAAAUGUA